AUGUCUGUAGAAACAGUAAAUUACGAAUUUACGAGGAUUUGUGUUAUGUUGCAAUCGAGAGAGAAGUCACGAAGAAUGCAGGGUUUAACAGAAAUUCUAAAUAUUUUAAAAUUACCACACCAUCAAAGUGAUGAAACAUUACCCUUAUGGGAUGCUGUAAAUAAGUUUGUAUUACAAAUUUUGAACGAUUCUGCAGAAAUUUGUCGUGACCGAACGGUAGAAAUUAUAAAAUUAUUUAUAUUGAAUUUAACACCUGACGAUAAAUACGUUACGUAUUUGCUUCCAAUUUUAUCUAAGAGAUUGGGUUCUCUGGAGCAAAUAGAAACUUCAGAAGAAGUUAGAUUGAAAUGCGUUACUUUAUUAAAAUUACUAAUAUUAAAAUAUAACAAUUUAUUAGCACCAUAUAUCGAUGACUUAGUAAACAUUUUAACACGUACUAUAGUAGAUAAUUAUCCACUAAUUAAAAGAGAAAGCUGUAUUUGUGUAUCUGAAUUUGCUAAAAAUUUACCAAGAUACUUUUAUAUGCAAACUGAGAAAUUUGUAAAACCAAUUUUGAGUAAUUUUACACACCAACAUUAUAAAGUUAGAAUUGUUUCCAUUACAACAAUAGGAGAUCUAAUCCAACAUGGUAAAAGUACAUUUAUAGAAAACGUGUCUCUGCCUCUAGCAGAAAAAUUAUUUGAUCAAAAUGGGCUUGUUAGAACAGCUGUAAUAGAGGUAGCAGGAUGCUGGCUUUUAAAAUUAAAGGAUCGAUAUAGUUGGUGGCACAAGAUUCUACCAUUACUUUUAACAGGCCUUCAUGAUGAGUUCAAAGAAAUUAGGGAGAAAGCUGCAAAUUUUUGGGAUGCUGCUGGACAAUUAUACAUACAAGAAAAUGAUAAUGAUGAAAAAUUCAAGGAUAAAAUGGAUUUUCUUAUCAAAGAUCCUGAUCAUUAUCCUAAUGUUGUAAGGCCAAAUUUGGGAUGUCGUGUCAUAGCACAGCAAACUUUUAGUAAAUUAAUAAACGGAAUUAGUUUAGAAUUAAGUGAUUGGAUGGCAGACAUAAGAGUACGAUCUGCACAAUUACUUUGUGUAUUCAUUUUAAAUAUAGAAGAAGGUGUAACGCAACAUAUUCAAAAACUCUUACCCCCUAUAUAUCGAGCGUGCAAUGAUGAAGACAAUAGAGUUGUAGAAAAUAUUGAAAGAGCAGCAGAAUAUUUAGGAUAUUUUGUACAUCCAAAAACUUGUUGUCAUUUAAUACUUCCUACCCUCCAAGAAAAUCCAUCUGCAGGUCACUUAAGAGUAUUUUCUGCAAUUUUAAGAGGUUUUGAACGUUAUACUCUUCUUCCAUUGUUGAAAGACAUUGGAAAAUUCUUACAACAACCACAUAUCUGUCAAAGUACAAAAGAGACAUACCAAAAACAAAUACUUUCUUGCUGCCGUUCUUUAAUUUUAAUCUGCAAAGAGGAUUGUAAGCUUAUAUCAGAAGAUUUAUUCAUAGCAAUAUUCACUGUUUUAUCAAUGGCAAAAAAUCAUUAUAUGGAACUAGAAGCAAAAGAAUUAUUGAAUGUCCUUGCAGAUAUUAAUUGCUAUGAUAAUGUUGAAAAACUUUAUAGCGAAUACAUUGGGCAACUAAUUUCAUCACUUUCUGAUUAUAAAUCAUGGUCAAAACAUAGUCCCGAGUCUCAAAUUUUCUGUGCAUGUCUAAUACAUGUUAAAACAAUUUUCACUUUUGAUAUGGACAUUAUGUUAUCAAUUCUAAAAAGUGUCAUGACAAAUGAUGCUGACCCUGAAUUGAGACUACAAUAUUUUACUGUAUUAUCGCAAUGUUUUAAUCAAGAUUCUUCAGAUAAAAUAAUAGAUUCAAAAUUAUCAUAUCAAUUUCUGGAAGACUGUAUACUUCCAGGAUUAAUUUGGACCGUUGGAAGAGUCGCUGAAACUAUACGAACUGCUGCAGUAUCCUGUUUAUGUGCAUUCUUCGAAAAAUAUGAAAAAGAUCUGUCGAUAGAAAACACUCAAUAUUUUAUGAAACAUAAUAUUUGUCCAGUACUUGACAAAAUAAUCCCAGUCUUGAUUAGUCUUGCAGAUGAUAACUCUAAGAAAAGUAGACUAUAUUCUUUACGAGCUAUGUAUUUAGUAAUAUGCAUCAGAAAAAGAUUUGACUAUCUCACUGAAGAACACAUACAUAAAAUCUAUCCUAUACUUUUGAAAAGACUUGAUGAUGGAUGUGAUGAUAUUAGAUUAGCAUCAUUGGAAGCUUUAAUAAAAGUUUGGAAUUCUAUACCUAAAAAUUAUGAUUUACAUUUCAACAAAGGGCACAUAGAAAUGUUAUAUACUACAACUGUAAUAUAUUUGGAUGACCCAGACAGCGAAUUUCAAAAUGUUAUGUUAGAAAAUUUAAAAGAAUUAGCAAGAGUGCAUCCAGAACUACUCUACCAAAAACUUCAAAACUGUAAAACAAAUUUUAGGAAUCAAGAAGGUAUAGAAACACUUUUAGAGCAUUGUUCAUAUAUUUUAAGAGGUUUAAUGUACAUAGCGUCACAACGGGAAUUAAUUGAAACCCGAUUACUCACCGUAGAGUGCAGAGUCCUGUAA
Messenger RNA from Colletes gigas, 2574 nucleotides. Its product is annotated as dynein axonemal assembly factor 5-like. Gene Ontology annotation, biological process: inner dynein arm assembly; outer dynein arm assembly; cilium movement. The transcript has 7 exons. The record is from RefSeq and is a predicted model, not a curated record. Bases 1 to 2574 code for a protein of 857 amino acids. Lineage: Eukaryota; Metazoa; Arthropoda; Insecta; Hymenoptera; Colletidae. Gene Ontology annotation, cellular component: cytoplasm. Gene Ontology annotation, molecular function: dynein intermediate chain binding.